UGCGGUGGGGCUCUGCGUGAUGGGAAAGUCCGCGGCUGAGCCUCACACUUUCUCCCAGUUCUUUAACUUUCUGGCGGGGAAGCAGAAAUAAAGCUGUGUUGCCGAGACGGAGAAAGGGUGAGUGCUUGAACUGUUGCGUGCUUGCGGACUUCCCGCCAGCGCCGAGCGGCCGGCCUCCCCAGCCAAGUGGGGAGCGGGCAGACGGGUGGGCAGGUGGCCCCGGGCCGCCGCGCCCCGCCUUGGCUCUGCCCCCGUAGCCCGGCCAGCCGCCGCUCCCUCGUGGUGUGAGGGCGGUGAUGUUUUCUCCUCCCUCCCACUUUUGAGCACCCCCCCUCCCGCGCACUAUAGCUCACUGCCACAACCUGCGAACCCCAGAUCCCUGAGGAGCGCCCUGGGGAGCCCAGAGCCCGUGCACGCGUGACAGACGAAGGAGACCAGCACCCAGUUUGAGUACACUACACCUCGGAGGUUCUGAGUUGCAUUUCGCAGUGGUCCCAAUGAGGAAAAAGUGGAAAAUGGGAGGCAUGAGAUACAUCUUUUCCAUGUUGUUUUUCUUUACUUUCCUAGAAGGAAGCAAAACAGAGCAAAUAAAACAUUCAGAGACAUACUGUAUGUUUCAAGACAAGAAGUACAGAGUGGGUGAGAGAUGGCAUCCUUACCUGGAACCUUAUGGGUUGGUUUACUGUGUGAAUUGCAUCUGCUCGGAGAAUGGGAAUGUGCUUUGCAGCAGAGUCAGAUGUCCAAAUCUUCAUUGCCUCUCUCCCGUACAUGUUCCUCAUCUGUGCUGCCCUCGCUGCCCAGACUCCUUACCCACAGUGAACAAUAAAGUGACCAGCAAGUCUUGUGAGUACAAUGGGACCACUUACCAACAUGGAGAGCUAUUCAUGGCUGAAGGGCUUUUUCAGAACCGCCAACCCAAUCAGUGCACCCAGUGCAGCUGCUCGGAAGGGAAUGUAUAUUGUGGUCUCAAGACUUGCCCCAAAUUAACCUGUGCCUUCCCAGUCUCUGUUCCAGAUUCCUGCUGCCGGGUAUGCAGAGGGGAUGGAGAGCUGUCGUGGGAACAUUCUGAUGGUGACAUCUUCCGGCAACCUGCCAACAGAGAAGCAAGACACUCCUACCACCGCUCUCACUAUGAUCCUCCACCAAGCCGACAAGCUGGAGGAUUGCCCCGCUUUCCUGGGGCCAGAAGUCACCGGGGAGCUCUUAUGGAUUCUCAGCAGGCAUCUGGAACUAUUGUGCAGAUUGUCAUCAAUAACAAACAUAAGCACGGACAAGUGUGUGUUUCCAAUGGAAAAACCUAUUCCAAUGGCGAGUCCUGGCACCCAAACCUCCGGGCAUUUGGCAUUGUGGAGUGUGUGCUGUGCACUUGUAAUGUCACCAAGCAAGAAUGUAAGAAAAUCCACUGCCCCAAUCGAUACCCCUGCAAGUAUCCUCAAAAAAUAGAUGGAAAGUGCUGCAAGGUGUGUCCAGGUAAAAAAGCAAAAGAAGAACUUCCAGGCCAAAACUUUGAUAGCAAAGGCUAUUUCUGUGGAGAGGAAACAAUGCCCGUGUAUGAGUCUGUAUUCAUGGAGGAUGGGGAGACUACCAGAAAAAUAGCACUGGAGACUGAGAGACCGCCUCAGGUAGAGGUCCACGUUUGGACCAUUCGUAAAGGAAUUCUCCAGCACUUCCACAUUGAAAAGAUCUCUAAGAGAAUGUUUGAGGAACUACACCACUUCAAGCUGGUGACCAGGACAACCCUGAGCCAGUGGAAGAUAUUCACUGAAGGAGAAGCUCAAAUCAGCCAGAUGUGUUCAAGUCGUGUGUGCAGAACAGAGCUUGAAGAUUUGGUCAAGGUUUUGUACCUGGAUAGAUCUGAAAAGGGUCAGUGUUAGGCAAGUCAGAUAGUAAUAGACAGGGUCAAGCAAGAAAACUCAAGCUGCAGCUGGACUGCCGGCUUAUUUUGCUUAAAUCAACAGUACCCUACAAUCCAACUCAGAUGCAGUCAGUUAUUCACGCCAUGCAUAGCAUAACUUGCUCCUUUAUGUGGAGUGGUGUGUCAGCCCUUAGCCAUCUCCUCUAAAGAGACUAGCAGAGUCUUGAAUGAUUUGUGGGAGGAGGAGGGAUAGAAUACCACAACACAGCUCUAGUUUCUUGGAGAAUCACAUUUCUUUACAUGCUAAGGAACAAAUGAAACCCCAGGGUUUCUAUCUUAAAAGUUAUUCAAAGGAAAGAAAGAGAAGGGAAUUGCUUAGUAGGAGCUCUGGAGAAUAGAGCAGUUAUUUGUAUGAAAUGAUACUCUUUGAAUGUUAGAAAUCUUUUGUUCUUUAAAAGAAAAUGAAUUGCCCAUCCUUGCAUAUGCACAUGCGCGCAUACACACACGCGCGCAUACACACACAUGCGCGCGCACACACACACGAAACUACAGCCUCUGCACUGAGGCAAAGCCAGCCUAGAUUCUGCCUUUCUCUGCCUGAAAGACCUUGGAGGUGGUUGGUGUCCUAAGAGGACAAAUGAAGCCUUUUAAACAAAAGGCUCUGUUCUUAAGCCUCUGAGCUGGCCGUUGAACUCAGUAGCUAUAGGGGCAGAGUGAAGACAAAAAGCAGCAUUUCUGAUCUCAUUCACUUUUAGGUGGUAAAUAACUUUUCCUUACUGAUUGCCCUUCUUUCCCCUCAUCCUAAGAAGCCUCUAAAGAGAAGUUACAAUUGGGUACUAUUAGCAGAAACUGAAUCGAUAUAAACAAAAUAAUUGUUGAUGAAAGGAACUGAUAAAAGUCAAAGACCCUGUCUUAUUUUUGCAGCAAAAAAGUCCACCAGUUAGUAGAUCAAUAUUCACUAAUUUUCUUGAAGCUGUACUUGUCUAGCCAGAAAAUGUAGGCAGAAUUACUAAAUUCUAGAAGCCCCUUAGAAGGGCAGUUUUCCUUCUUCAAGAUUUGGGUUUUUUACUGUGCAAAGAGGCUCAAUCUUUACGAGCUUCUGAAUGUUGGCCCUUCAGUUAAGAAAGCUGCCUUUCAUUUGAGAAUUCUGAUAAAGCCAUUUAUGCUAAACCUUCCUACUAUGUUCACCUUAUCCAACAAGCAUGGAUUUGAGUUAGGGAUUCUAUGAAUAACUGUUCAUAAAAUGUCUAUGUGCAAUCCAUACUAGAGCAUAAAUUACCAACUGUGAGGUCUGGCUGUAGACAUCAUCUUUGUGGGAGAACUAAAUUUUUCACAAAAAAAGAUCUCAAGCAUGCCUCUGGAUCUGUUCUCUCUGAUGGUCAUGAAUGAACUCUAGUGAGUACUAAGAAAUAUGAAGGACUCAGAAGUCCUGUAUUUUCCACUCUGUGAUGAUAGGUGAGACAACAUGUUUUCUCUUAAUGAAUUUGACACAAAUAGGUGGAAACAUAAAAGGUCUGGUGUUAACAGCAAUCUGCCAUAAAAGUCUGUUUUUUGUAAAUGAAUACAAUCCCUGUGGCCAGAAAUUCAUGGAAUAAUCCUUUCACCAGCCCACCACAAACAUUCUCCUCAAGAGAAAGAGGCAGGACAUCCUGGGCUCAUAAGCCACAGAGUGUUAUGGGGGACAUGGUAUUAACAGCUGCUGCCUCCCUUUCAGAGAGGAGUAACUUCCAUAGCACAGAAACCGGUAACUGGAUCCUGAAGCAAAGUGGUGAUUCCACUUCUAGAUGCUUCACCAUGAAGCCUUCUUAUCCAGGUGUUCUCUUAAUGCUCAGCCUUAAGAGAAUAUCCAGAGUGCUUCCCCAGAUAGGUGCCUUACUCCUGGUGCUGGGUCACAUCUUUCCAGAGUGUUGUGGGAAGCAGGAGCUGGUGAGCUAUGUCAGUGAACGUAGAAACCUUCCAGUGUUCGGUGUCUGUAGAGAGUAGGUCGUAGGAAAAAGGCCAAGCCACCUGUAGUUAGCAAAGAAGAAUGAAUGUGGUUCUUCUUGUGUAUUUAUUUGUAUCAUAAACACUUGGAACAACAAAGACCAUAAGCACCAUUUCACAGUCAUAGCCAUUUUCUGGUUAGCUCAUGUAAACAAGUAAGAAUAAUAUGACAAUAUUACCCUUUCACUCUUCUCAUAGGACAUGUACCUCAAAAUGGUACUUAUUUAAGUAGUCACUGUAUUUCUGGAUUUUUAAAUUAAUAAAAAUUUUAAUUUUGAAAAGUCAUCUGCAA
Chinchilla lanigera (long-tailed chinchilla) is the source of this 4130-nucleotide messenger RNA. RefSeq names its product chordin-like 1 (gene Chrdl1). NCBI's taxonomy places the organism in Eukaryota, Metazoa, Chordata, Mammalia, Rodentia, Chinchillidae. Gene Ontology annotation, molecular function: protein binding. The transcript has 12 exons. The coding region runs from base 498 to 1874 and encodes 458 amino acids. The record is from RefSeq and is a predicted model, not a curated record.